UGCUACAAGAAUGCAAAUAUUAUACUUUUCUACAUGUGGCACUCUUUUUGUCUUUUUGAGACUGAAUAUGUUUGAGUGGCAGCGUAACAGGCGAGGGUUUGGUGUUAGAGGCAAAUAAAUAUAUUCAUAUUCUUCACAACAAUGAAACUCUUAGAAAUUGUAGUAAUGAUGAAAAUCAACGCUUUUAUUUUGUGCUUCCUUUGUGGAUUGUUUCUUUUAUCUACUGUGGCAAGUGAGACAUCCAAAGAAGGUUAUGCAAAAGACUCAAAGAAAAAUGUUUGGGUAGAUAAGCUUGAUGGUACCCAAAGAACCAAGGAUAUAAAACCUUUUGAUCCAAAUAAGCCCAUUGGUGCGGGAAAUAAAACAAGGGAAGAAAGGAUGAUGGAAAAGGAGGCAAAGAAGAAGGAAAAGGAAAAGAUAGAAAAGAAUCAUGGGAAAGGGAAAGGGAAAUGAUAGGCCAAUUAACCCUAAAAACUAGAUGCACAACUUAUAUCUCAUGCUUAUGCAUUAUUAGUUGUUAAAAAAUAUAUAUAUAUAAUAAAACAUACACUAUAAUCAUUACAUGAUUGGGUGAAUGAAUAAUAAUAAUAAUAAUAAGAUUGAUGUUGUAUACCUUUCAAAAAAAUAUUGAUGUUUUCUAUACCAUCUAUAA
Cicer arietinum (chickpea) is the source of this 652-nucleotide messenger RNA. The record is from RefSeq and is a predicted model, not a curated record. Lineage: Eukaryota; Viridiplantae; Streptophyta; Magnoliopsida; Fabales; Fabaceae.